Messenger RNA from Linum tenue, 251 nucleotides. NCBI's taxonomy places the organism in Eukaryota, Viridiplantae, Streptophyta, Magnoliopsida, Malpighiales, Linaceae. The record is from the annotation of a GenBank genome assembly.
CGAGGGUGCAAGAUGUAUGGAACAUGGAUGCAAGUGAAAGGAUCGAAUUGGAGAUUGACGAAUUUGGAGUUCCGUGUGGUGGCAAGCCAUCUCUUUUUGCAUCCUUUCUUGGGACGAUUGCAAAGAACAACACCUUGACUCCACUGUCGAUAGAGCAUUGGAAAAGAAGAGAGUUCAAACCAUUUCACCGGCAAAUACUGAAAUCACCAAGGGUGCCACUAGUGCUCCUACUCCAUCAAUGGGAUCUCGAG